Nylanderia fulva is the source of this 2088-nucleotide messenger RNA. It is a transcript of the gene nau, whose product is annotated as myogenic-determination protein nautilus. Lineage: Eukaryota; Metazoa; Arthropoda; Insecta; Hymenoptera; Formicidae. Gene Ontology annotation, biological process: muscle organ development; positive regulation of myoblast differentiation; regulation of transcription by RNA polymerase II. The record is from RefSeq and is a predicted model, not a curated record. Gene Ontology annotation, molecular function: DNA-binding transcription factor activity, RNA polymerase II-specific; protein dimerization activity; RNA polymerase II cis-regulatory region sequence-specific DNA binding.
CCGAGAAGGAGGACGAUGCCAUGUGGCGGAGAGAACGAUACACUACACGAGACACAUCUUCCCCGACUUCGAGAGACUUUCGGAUCUGUCGCGUCUGGUCCGAAGACCGCCUCGGUUAGUCACGCCGGAUACUCAGGGAAGGAAGUCGUGCUGUUUAGGAUCGACCCUCAUUUUCGAUCUGGAAUUUCUUUUUCACAUCGAGAUAUUCAUUUUUUUGGAAAAUCGUCUCGGUCCUUCUCGCUUGUUAUCGGAAUAAAAGUGCGUGAUCAUCGGUUCGAGAUAUUGGUACCAAGAUCGGUAUCUUGUGUCUUUUGUAAAAGAAUUUCCCAAGACUUCAGCUUCAAAAAUCUGUCGUCUCUUGCGGUUCGUGACUAAGAUUGCUCUGGUCAUCCGAUAUAUACGAAGAAAACGCGCUAAAGUGAAUUGAGUAAACUCGAGUAACGAGUGACGAAGUAGGAAUCUGUCCAGUGGUUUUAGCGAAUCGGAGCGGAAGAUUUCACCGUCUCUGGAACAAAACCUGCCGGGACCGAGUCGGAACAAAGUUAAUGAGCGAGUUGAAGGAAGAGGAGUUAACGAAUAUAUAUCGCGAAAACGCGACCGCGUUCUUGCUGAGACCAGCGAUUCGUUAUUCUUUCCCGGAAAAGAAACGACGGCUAAAUGGGAUAGAGAAAAGAAAACGCUGUCGCGACUUCGACAUCGGUCAGCUUCAUCUUCGAUUAAUUUCUUCAUCCGCAUUUUAACCUCUAGGAAAAUCGUAUUUCCUAAAUCGCUCGAUUUUUCACGGACCCAAGCGAUGAUUUGAUGGAAGAUCUGAUGAUGCCGGUGAUUGUAUACGUGAAGAUACACACGUCGCUCGAGAGAGAAACUUGGAUCAAUUAAAUUAGACCGUCGUAGGAGGCAACUUCACUCGUGAUGAGGUCGCGCGAGGUCGAACACGUGGACGAUCGGUGCGUUUUCGCUUCGAGCGACCUGGUACUGUGACAAUUCAAUUUUUCUCCCGACGAAACUCCGUGAAAUGAUGACCCUCGUGACGGACGCGGUGCCCUACGCCUACGAAGCGACCGCCAGGUCGCCCUACGACGGUUACCGUCAUCACUUGCACCACCACCACCACCAUCAUCAUCAUCAUCCGCAUCCCCAUCGGUAUCGGCGGGUCUACGCGCCGACGGAGUCCGAGUAUCUGCAGGAAGGAUACAUCUCCACCCAUGUGGACACGGAUGACCGCGCGAGGCUUAUCGCCAAUAAUGCCUCGGCGUCAGCUGGCUUGAAUUAUCGCGGUGACCGAGUCAGGUUGCAGUCUCGCUACGCUCUCGACUCGGACGAUGCCUCGUCAGUGAUAUCGGCAGACGCUUCGGCCGACCUAGAGUCCGGCUCGGCGGACGCCGACGAGACGAACGAGACCAGCGAGACGAAUGAGGCGAACGAGAGCGAGUCGAUCGAGCACGUGCCGCAUCCGCACGUUUUGGACGCCGGCUCGCCGCACGGUCCUCGCAGAUGCCUCCUGUGGGCCUGCAAGGCGUGCAAGAAGAAGACGGUCACCGUCGAUCGCAGGAAAGCCGCCACUUUGCGCGAGAGACGGCGCUUGAGAAAGGUCAACGAGGCCUUCGAGGUCCUGAAGAGACGAACGAGCAACAAUCCUAAUCAGCGUUUACCGAAAGUGGAGAUACUGCGGAAUGCUAUUGAAUACAUCGAGAGUCUCGAAGCGCUGCUGCAGGGAAAUCGACCCUCCGGACAUCAGGAUCAUCCUUCCACCGAGAACAUGAAUGGAGAGUCGUCGCAGUACGUGACGGACAGACUUCGGCAAUUUUCGGAUCCUUUGGCGAGGUUUCAACCAAUCAACGGUUUCGAGCAAACUGAGCAAGCGUUAUCCUCGCAAAAUAAUGGGAGCAGCUUGGAUUACCUUAGUAUGAUUGUGCAAAACAUUAAUGGACCGUUGCAAUCAUCAUCCGAGAAUCAUUAUUCACCGCAUCAUUGAAAUUGUACAAUAUCGAGAUUUGUUGAUCCCUCUUUGGAUCAAGCCUUCCUUCUUUUACGCCGAUAAAAUGUAUAUUACUCAACUUUCAAUUUAAUAUGCAUAUAUUAUAUUAU